UCUCCACUCCCCUCAACUCUCGCUCUCUCUUACAUUCUCAUUCUCUCUAAACACAAACAACCUUUCAACAAAACAAAAAAAGACACCAACCAAACCAAAACAAUUUUUACUACAAAAGAAUCAAAAUAGAUAACUAUUAUCAUCACUAUGGCAACAUCAACGGCUUCAUCAAACACAUGGAUUAACACCAAACUUGGUUCAUCAUCUUCAUACUCUUCUCCUUUCAAAGAUUCAAGAUCAAAUUCAAUCACUUUAAAGAAGAAAAGAUCUAUCUCCCAAAACAACAAAAUCUCAUGCUCACUUCAAACAACACUACCUUUUCCUAAACAAUACCAACCUAGUAAACCAAAAACGGUAAUUCCCACAAAAGAACCAAAACCAAACCAACCCAUAACAAAAACAUUACCAAAACAACAACAAGAACAAAAACAACACAAAUGGAACCUUCUACAAAAAGCCGCCGCCACCGCCCUCGACUUCGUCGAAACAACCUUAAUCAAACAAGAACAAAAACACCCACUACCCAAAACCUCCGACCCACGUGUUCAAAUUGCCGGUAACUUCGCCCCAGUACCGGAACACCCGGUAACCCAAUCUCUUCCAAUUACCGGCAAAAUCCCAACCAACAUUGACGGUGUUUACCUCCGUAACGGCGCCAAUCCACUUUACGAGCCAGUAGCCGGUCACCACUUCUUCGACGGAGACGGUAUGGUCCACGCCGUUAAAUUCACAAACGGCUCCGUAAGUUACUCUUGCCGCUUCACCGAAACCCACCGUUUGGCCCAAGAAAAAGCCCUGGGCCGGCCCGUUUUUCCAAAAGCCAUAGGUGAACUUCAUGGUCAUUCAGGCAUAGCACGUUUAGCACUUUACUAUGCUCGUAGCCUCUGUGGGCUUGUUGAUGGGACCCACGGAAUGGGUGUUGCUAACGCUGGUUUGGUUUAUUUCAAUAACCGUUUGUUAGCUAUGUCUGAAGAUGAUAUUCCUUAUCAUAUUCGUGUCACACCUAACGGUGAUUUAACCACCGUUUGCCGUUAUGAUUUCGAUAAUCAACUCAAAUCUACAAUGAUAGCUCAUCCCAAGGUUGAUCCAGUUGAUAAGAAUAUGUAUGCUUUGAGCUAUGACGUAGUUCAAAAGCCUUAUUUGAAAUACUUUCGUUUUGAUGCGUCCGGAGUUAAGUCUCCGGACGUUGAGAUUCCGUUGGAGCAGCCUACUAUGAUGCAUGACUUCGCGAUCACUGAGAAUUUCGUUGUUGUGCCUGAUCAACAAGUUGUGUUUAAAUUGGGUGAAAUGAUCCGUGGUGGGUCGCCUGUUGUUUACGAUAAGGAGAAAGUCUCGAGGUUCGGGGUUUUAUCCAAGAAUGCUGAAGAUUCUUCUGAGAUGAUUUGGAUUGAUGCACCAGAGUGUUUCUGUUUUCAUCUGUGGAAUGCGUGGGAAGAGCCUGAAAAUGAUGAAGUUGUGGUGAUUGGAUCAUGUAUGACACCGGCUGAUUCGAUAUUCAAUGAAUGUGAAGAGAAUUUGGAGAGUGUUUUGUCUGAAAUUCGGUUGAAUUUGAAGACAGGGAAAUCAACUAGAAGACCUAUAAUCAAAGAAUCUGAACAAGUGAAUUUGGAAGCUGGAAUGGUGAACAAGAACAAAUUGGGAAGAAAGACACAAUUUGCUUAUCUUGCUCUUGCUGAACCAUGGCCUAAAGUUUCCGGGUUCGCGAAAGUUGAUCUUUUCAGCGGCGAAGUUAAGAAAUAUAUUUACGGUGAAAACAGAUUUGGCGGGGAGCCUCUGUUUUUACCAAAUUCCGAUUCUGAGAACGAAGAUGAUGGUUAUAUUUUGACAUUUGUUCAUGAUGAGAAAGAAUGGAAAUCAGAAUUGCAGAUUGUGAAUGCUGCUACUUUGAAGCUUGAAGCUUCUAUUCAGCUUCCUUCUCGUGUUCCUUAUGGAUUUCAUGGAACUUUCAUUAAUUCAAAUGAUUUGAAGAAACAAGAAUGAUCCAGUGACUCAGUGACCCAGUGACUUAGCAGCGACUCGUUCGUGGUCUGUGAGUAGAGAUUUUACUGAGGGAUGGUUGCAGAUAAUUUCCCCGGAACCUACUACUUGUGACCCAGCGAAUCGUUCUUGGUUUGUUCGAGGAAAGAUUUUACUGAGGGAUGAUUGCAGAUAAUGUCCCCGGAAUCUACUCCUCUGUUUUUUACAGCAGCAGAUAAUAUUUUUUCUCUGCAUUCUUUUCUUAGUGUGGAAGGUUUAUUUUUUUUUGGACCAGCUUGUAGCUUUUGGUGUAGGUAGAAAAAUGAAGCUCAGCUGGUUCUUUUUUUCUUCACUUGAUGUGAAUGAAAGUAUAAAAAAUAUAUGAUGAUGAAUAUCACAGUAUAGAAAUGUGAUAUAGUAUGUGAUUACUGUUAUAGUCACUGUAAACUUAUAUUUCAGCACAGUUUUGUGUUGUAAAUAUCUGAUAUAAUGUUUAUAUUUGGCUAUUU
This is a messenger RNA of Medicago truncatula (barrel medic), 2465 nucleotides long. RefSeq names its product 9-cis-epoxycarotenoid dioxygenase NCED1, chloroplastic. The record is from RefSeq and is a predicted model, not a curated record. Gene Ontology annotation, cellular component: chloroplast stroma. Bases 148 to 1980 code for a protein of 610 amino acids. Gene Ontology annotation, molecular function: carotenoid dioxygenase activity. Gene Ontology annotation, biological process: carotene catabolic process. The transcript has a single exon. NCBI's taxonomy places the organism in Eukaryota, Viridiplantae, Streptophyta, Magnoliopsida, Fabales, Fabaceae.